Setaria italica (foxtail millet) is the source of this 1309-nucleotide messenger RNA. RefSeq lists its product as uncharacterized. The transcript is spliced from 3 exons. Gene Ontology annotation, molecular function: polyubiquitin modification-dependent protein binding. The record is from RefSeq and is a predicted model, not a curated record. The coding region runs from base 47 to 922 and encodes 291 amino acids. Gene Ontology annotation, cellular component: nucleus. Lineage: Eukaryota; Viridiplantae; Streptophyta; Magnoliopsida; Poales; Poaceae.
CACAACACAGCAGCAGAGUCCACAGAGACAGAGGAUCCCCGAUCCGAUGGCCCUCGGCGACGGCGCCACCCCGGCCCCGGUGCCCAACCUCUCCAUCUCCGGCGCCGCCCUCGCCGCGCUCCUCCACCGCUGCGCCGCCGCCGCCGGCGACUGCGACGGCCUCCUCUUCGGCCGCGCCUCCCACCUCCCCGCGCCGCCUGCCUCCCUCUCCGACUACGACGACCUACCGCCCGCCCCCGCGCUCUCCAUCUCCGUCUCGGGCCACUGCUCCCUCUCCCACCCCUCCUCCCUCUCCGAUCCCCUCGGCCGCUUCCAGGCCCCCUCCUCGGAUCCCUCCUCCGCCGUUGGCUUCUUCUCCUCCCGCCGCCGCACCGCGCUCCGCCCCUCCAUGCGCGAGCUCGCCCUCGCCAACUCCCUCUCCAAGACCAUAGAAGGCCGCACCAUCGCCCAUCCCCUCCUCUUCAUCCUCGUCUCCCCCUCCGCCUCCCCCAACUUCUCCACCCACUCCUACGACUACCGCGCCUUCCUCCUCCUCGGAUCCCGCCUCGUCCCGGCCUCCAUUAGCGUCGUCAACGUCGGCCCCGGCUUCAGGGACCAGUACCACGCCUUCUACCCAGAAUCUCCAAUGCCCUGCCUGCCGAUUCCUCAGCCUUCGUCGCCAGAGCCCACAGGUCAACGUCACACUCACACCAUUGGAGAGCAGAAGGCGGUGGAUGAAAUCGUGGACGGGUUUGGGAUCGGGAGGCUGCAAGGGGUCCUGGGCUCUGCAGCAGGGCAGGCGGCAGAGAUGGAUGACAUGUAUGCAGGGAUGCUCAGGAAGCUGGAGAAGCUCGCCAGGGAGGUGGAGCAGAGCAAUCUCCGUGUUCUCGAGCAGGAGAACCGGAACCUGCUGCUGAGGUAUAGAUACGCAGGAAUGCAAUAGGACCAAAGUGUUUUUGGUCUUAGCAUGGGCAUGCUCUAAGGUGUGUGAUAUCAGAGGGUUCUCCUUCAAUCUGGGACUUGGUAGUGUGCAUUGGGCUUGGCAUGCAUGGGUAGGGACUAGGGUGGGGGGAGUGUGGAGAGCAUGUGUUUGUGUGGAUGAUAGAGCAAGAUGGUGGUGUGAUUUAUGGAUGGGAGAAGGUUGGUUAAGUAAGUUUGAUGCAUGAAGCAUCAGCAUUACAUACCUACCGUGGUGUAAUGUAAUGCAAUCCUUGUUGGAGCCGAUUAGUCGUUGCUUUGCUUAUAUUAGAAAAAAAAAAGGAAAAGAGCUUUCGUUGCUCACUCCAUCCAUGUUAUGAUUCAAUGUACUUCUAGUUUAUUUUUCUUCUCA